Messenger RNA from Vicia faba (fava bean), 1722 nucleotides. NCBI's taxonomy places the organism in Eukaryota, Viridiplantae, Streptophyta, Magnoliopsida, Fabales, Fabaceae. The record is from the annotation of a GenBank genome assembly.
AUGGAAUCUGAAAUCAACAUGCGACAAAGUAUCAAGAGAAAGAGAGAUUAUUAUAGUCCACUGAGUCGCAAGAGUGAUGAAACCUUUCUUGAUCUAUUGAUUGGAGCUCUGAAUAAUGAUAAAAGAUGUGACGACGAUGAACAGUUCAAACAAUAUAUGUUGAAAUGGAGUAUGGAAAAAAUGGAGGAAGAUUUGGGAGAAAAAUAUCCUCAUCAUAAACCUAAGUUAAAAGCAUAUAUUGAAUGGGUAAAUGAGAGGUUAAGGACAGUUUAUGGAAUAGUUUGUGAUAUGAAAAAGCAAAGUGGGUUCGGCUGGGAUGACGAGAAAAAAAUGAUUAAGGUGGAUAGUGAUCAAGUGUGGAAAGAGUAUGUAAAGAGAGAUCCGCGAGCAACGUAUUUUAGGAAUACUCCGAUCCCACUUUUUGAUAAGCUUGCUCGUGUUUUUGGAAAAAAUCAUGCUAGUGGUAAAGAACUUGGUAACUCUAGUUCAAAUGUUGAGAUGAUAAAGGAGGAACAAAAGGAUUCUGCUUGUGGUAAAGAACCUACUAGUACUAACCCUAGUGCUAAUUUUGAGAUGAUAGAUAAACAAGAGGAGGAACAAAAUGAUCAUGCUUGUGGUAAAGAACCUGCUAACACUAGUGCUAAUGUUGAGAUGAUGAUAGAUAAACAAGAGGAGGAACGAAAUGAACAUCCUGCUAGUGGUCACGAACCUGCUAACUCUAGUGUUAAUGUUGAGAUGAUAGAUAAACAAGAGGAGGAACAAAGUGAUCAUGCUUGUUUUAAAGAACCUGCUCACACUAGUGUUAAUGUUGAGAUGAUAGAUGAUAAACAAGAGGAGGAACAAAGCGAUCCUGCUAGUGGUAAAGAACCAGCUAACCCUAGUGCUAAUGUUGAGAUGAUAGAUGAUAAACAAGAGGAGGAACAAAAUGGUCGUGCUAAUGGUCAAGAUCUUGCACACUCUAGUGCUAACGUUGAGGUGGUAGGUAAACAAGAAGAGGAACAAAACCAUCUUACCAGUGGUAAAGAACCUGCUAACUCUAUUGCUAAUGUUGAGAUGAUAGAUAAACAAGAGGAGGAACAAAGGGAUCAUGCCAGUGGUAAAGAACCUGCUAACUCUAUUGCUAAUGUUGAGAUGAUAGAUAAACAAGAGGAGGAACAAAGGGAUCAUGCCAGUGGUAAAGAACCUGCUAGCCCUAGUGGUAAAGAACUUGCUAACUCUAGUACUAAUGUUGAGAUGAUAGAUAAACAAGAGGAGGAACAAAGGGAUCAUGCCAGUGGUAAAGAACCUGCUAACCCUAGUGUUGAUGUUGGGAUCAUAGAUAGACAAGAGGAGGAACAAAAUGACAAUGAGGAGGAUGAAGUCGAAAUGACUCUAUUAACACCUAUAAAACAUGGUUGUAUGGAGGGUCCGUCAAAGAAAAGAAAUGAAGGAGAAAAUGCAAUUGCUGAUGGUAUAUUCGAGUUUGAAAAGACUAUCAAGGGGUUGCUUGAAAAACACAUAGAACAAUUGGGUGCAGUUGUAAAUCGUCUAAGAGUUGAUAAAGAUAUAUAUGAUGAUUCCAGGAAAGUGAUGAAUGAGCUAACAGAAAUGGGGUUAACAGAACAAGAGUAUUUUACUGCGGCUGAUAGAAUAUUAUCAAUGCCACACCGAUUACACAUAUUUUGGGGUUGUAAUGAUGUUAAGCGUCUUGCAUUUGUUAAGUGGUUAAUCCAUCACUCUUAG